Molecule: messenger RNA, 2539 nt
Organism: Rhopilema esculentum
Lineage: Eukaryota; Metazoa; Cnidaria; Scyphozoa; Rhizostomeae; Rhizostomatidae
Product: vesicular glutamate transporter 1
Biological process (GO): transmembrane transport; monoatomic anion transport
Cellular component (GO): membrane
Molecular function (GO): transmembrane transporter activity
Source: RefSeq, a predicted model, not a curated record
AGACUAAGAUACAUACUGAAAUUUGCCUUGGCAUACAUUUGCUUUUGAUGACAUUUUUACCAACCACUAACAAGGUCACUGCGAGAAAGAAUUGAUGUUGAAAUCAACAGGAGUAAAGGUUUUUGAUUCAACCCCAAAGAAGAUGGGGGCACAAACGGACACAGAAAAGGGGAAACAUGCCCAGGUACAAUACGACGAGAAAGAAGUUGGAUUCCCAAAGAGAUACAUUCUUGCCUUGAUGAUAUUUUUGGGUUUCUGUGUUUUGUAUGCUUUAAGAGUAAAUUUAAACGUGGCCAUCGGAGCAAUGUGCAACAACCAUACAAUUUAUGUCAAUGGGUUUUAUGUUAAAAAGGUUGCUGAAUUUAACUGGGACUCGAAGCUUCAAGGUGCUGUUCUCGGUUCAUUCUACUAUGGGUACAUUGUCUUGCAAAUUCCUGGUGGUUAUUUGGCUCUCAAAUUCGGUGGUACGAGAAUUUUUGGCCUGGCACUUUUUAUGGCAUCAGUGCUUACUCUAUUGACCCCACUUGCUGCAAGGACAAGUGUAUACGCAUUGAUUGUGCUGCGUGUGCUCGAAGGCAUUGUGCUGGGAGUGCUGUUUCCUUGCAACCAUGCUAUAUGGGGUAAAUGGGCACCACCUUUGGAGAGAUCACGAUUGUUCUCAAUCACAGCUGCUGGAUGUCCCGUUGGGACCAUUCUCACUAUGCCCCUCACUGGAUUAUUGACCAAAUAUGGAUUUGAUGGGGGCUGGGCAUCAGUCUUCUACGUCUUUGGCGCUGUUGGUCUUCUUUGGUUCUUCGUUUGGUGUCUCGCGAUUCACCCGACUCCGACACAGCACCCUACGAUUUCCGGAUCUGAACGAGAAUACAUCGAAAAGAGCAUCGCUGACGUGAAGGGGGACAAACACAACACGGGUGUUCCAUGGUUGAAAAUAAUCACGUCCAUUCCUGUAUGGGCAACAAUCGUCGCCAACUUCACAGCAGAUUGGGGUCUAUACACGAUUCUUAUCUGCAUUCCAAGAUUUUUUCAGAAAGUCCUUGGAUUUGAUAUUGCAACGACUGGGUUCCUGGUCUCUUUGCCGUAUGUUAUCAAAGCCAUCGUCGGUCCAUCCGGUGGUGUUCUAGCUGACAUGCUUAUUACAUACAAAUUCUCUGUAAGAAAUGUCAGAAGACUCAUUUUCUCCUUCGGGUGCACGACCGCAAGUGUUUUCAUCGUUGCUGUUGGAUAUGCGAAAAACAAAGGAGUCGCUAUUGGGUUGCUUUGCAUGGGUGUUGGUGUUACUGGCCUCAACGCGACAGGCUACGCUGUAAACAUUUUGGAUAUUGCACCGAAGUACGCAGGUGUAAUUAUCGGAAUAAGCAAUGUGUUUGGAUCAAUGCCUGGCUUUAUCAGUCCGCAAAUUGUCGGAUACAUAACAACGAAAAAUACGGCAGCAGAAUGGCAAGUGGUGUUUUGGCUCACAGCGGUGAUCUAUGGUAUUGGCGUUGUCUUCUUCUUCUUUGCUGUCUCUGGCGACAAACAGCCGUGGGCAGAUGGUACUGAAGCAGUGCAUAAGGAGGAUAUCCCUUAUUCGAAAGACGGGAAAAAUGAAGAGGAAAAGAAGCCAUUGAUGGACGAUGAUCGGCAAUCUGAUGAUCGAGAUGGUGGCGAAGAUGGAGGACAAACGGCGACGGCAGCAGAAGGUCAACCAGAAGAGAAGAAAUGACUCAACAAAAAGAAUAGAGUCAGUGCUUGUGCACUUAGGUCUGGAAUGUAUUGAAAUACGUUCACUAUAGAGUGCUAGGUAUUAAGGAUGAUCACUGUCGAGAUCAAACCCAUUCUUGAGGGCCUCUUAUGCUCUGAUAAUGCACCCUACACAUUGCAGAAAUUGUUUACAUAUAGCAGAGUGAACAACUGACCCUAAGAACUCCGAAAUUUUCUUUCAGCACAUUGCAAAAAUGUGACUUUCAAUAGAAGCAGGGGUUGGUUCAUUUUACGAAUUGUGAGAUCGUAGAAAAAUCAUUCACAGAAUAGGGCCUUUUUUCUACCUAAAUAAAAUACACUGUGUUUAAUCAAAUAGUUCUGUUGCAUACAGAAUUUUUCCAAAUACAGAAGCCUUCAACGUUUGACCCAUGAGAUUUGUGUGGAACACGUGGUCUUAUUCUUUUACAUUCUAAUGAGAAGAACGCCAUAUAUUUAAGAUCUUCCCCUUGACCACUUGAACUUUUCUCUGUGAAGGUCAUUUCAUUUUUCCAGUUGACCUUUCCGCUUGACCUUUCCAGUUGACCUUUCCACUUGAUCUUCCCUUCCUUUCCAUUUAUAAUGCAAUGUGAAGUUACGCAGAGCCCUAAGCUGAAAGGCAAUGAAAAAUUCAGGAGAUGAUCGAUAUAUUGUUUGGAAGAAUAUAACUUAGUAUUAAUAAAUCAUGCCCCUUCAAAUGGACUAACACCAGACUGAUUUUUGUUGCUUUUAGUGUAGAUUUAAAUGAAUGUAAAGUAGUUGUACUAGUCUUAAAAUAGCUCUUUGAACGUACAAAGAAACAAAAAGAAAUAUUCUUGAAAAC